Adineta steineri is the source of this 345-nucleotide messenger RNA. The record is from the annotation of a GenBank genome assembly. Lineage: Eukaryota; Metazoa; Rotifera; Eurotatoria; Adinetida; Adinetidae.
AUGGCUGAAUCAUGUCUUUUUGAUGAACAAAAUGAAUUGGCAAGAGCAUAUCUCAAUCGUGCUCAACAUGCCAAUGCAAUUGUAGACGAUGCUGGUUUUUAUUAUGACAAAAGCAUCAAGCUAUCAGAAAAGAAACGUGCUGAUUUGUUUGUAGAUAAUGGUGAAUGUGUUAUAGUCAAGAGUGAAAAAGGUCUUGAAACAAUUUGUAUUGUUCAUGGCGAUAACACAUGUCUCAAUGAUCGUAUUCGACUAAAUACCGUUGUAACAGAUAAUUUACGUGUAUAUUCUCGUGAUUUUGUUACAAUUCAUAAGUGUGGAAAUGUUCCAGAUGGUAGCCAUAUAUAG